ACUUCCCCUGCUCUUCUCACAGGACGCCAGAGCAAUCGAGACAAUCAACCCUGCCAAUCCUCUGUAGCUAGGUUGGAUCAGCACAUUGGGGGAGUUGGCGACAUCGACUUUGCAUGGAAGCUAGGCCGGCCUGGAGCAACCUUCCAGCUUGCCUCUAGUCUCAACAGUCAUGAUUCAACUGUCAACCCCCGGAGUCCGGAGCGGGUUUACCUGUUCCAUGGCCCAUGUGAUCAACAUCUCCCCUCCUAGGACCUGUGACACAAGGAGGGUUGCAUGCAUGUUGAAUUGGCGUGAGACAUACAGUCGGGUCGUAGCGUUGCAGGGUCUGGUCUAUCUGGACAUAUAACCUGCCAUCGAUGGAGCUUUGCUAGCUUUUUUUUUUCUGUUUCUCCUGCUUUGCCAAGCGCUGUUUCCGACGACGUUCACUGCGUCAAGUAGAAGCAAUCCAGAACGCAGCCUUGUCAAGUGCACCGAAGAAGUAACCACCCACCAUGACGACGCGACGUGAUGUCAAAACGGGCGUGUCACUCGUUGCUGCUGUCGAAACAGCCGAGAAGCUGGGCACCACGGUCGACGAGGUGGUGGCCGCGCGCUUGUCUGAAGAGGACAUGAUGCGUAUAAGCGCCGAAUCCCUCAAUAUAUCCUCCUGGACCGGCCUGCGCAUCUGCGGCAUCAUGUUCGUCAUGGGCUGCAACCAGGCUGGCUACGGUAUCGACUGGGCUGUCGUGGGUGGCAUCAACGCCUUCGACAGCUGGCACGACUACUUCGGCUUUGGCGAAGCCGGUGUCAUCCUCGGUACCAUGAACGCUCUCAUGACCAUCGGUACUUUUGUCGGAGCGCCCUUCCUGGCCCUGGGUGAUACGUUUGGCAGACGGGGUGUCAACUUUGUCGGAAAUGCCCUUGUCGUAGCCGCCGCAUUGCUCCAAGGUCUCGCCCCCAACCUGCCGUGUUUCUUCGUGGGAAGGCUGUUGUUGGGCUUUGGCACCGCCUUGUGUACCGCGCCCCAGUACAUGGCCGAGAUUGCUCCUGUGCACUUGCGUGGUAGACUCGUCGGCAUCUUUGGUGCUUGCUUCCAGGUCGGCUCUAUCGUCAUGAAUGCCGCCAUGAUGGGCUUCACCCAGUGGAAUAGCGACUGGCAAUGGCGGGCACCCUUGCUCCUCGAGGGCCUCUUCCCCUUCCUCGUGUGCGUAUUCAUCUACAUUUUGUGCCCCGAGUCGCCGCGGUACUUAGUCAUGAAGGGCAAGCGGGAGCAAGCCCGCCACGUCGUCGCCAAGUACAUGACGACCCACAACGACGAAAACGCCCCUAUUGUGCCUCUAGUCCUGGCCCAGAUUGAGGAGUCCCUCGAAGAAUCCAACACGGGCGUACGCGCUGCCUGGGACUACCGCAUCUUCUUUACAAAGCAGGUGGGCUACCGCACUAUGGUGCUUCUCAUCUACUCCCUCUUCCAGCAGUGGAACGGCGGUGGCAUUAUCGGUAACUACUUGACGCCCGCCCUCGCCACCAUCGGUAUCAAUGACGCACUCGAUCAGCUCGGCAUCAACUUGGGUCUGACGGCCGUUUACUUUAUUUUCACUGUCUUCGGCUCGUACCUCAUUGACAUUUUCCGCCGUCGUACCCUCAUCUUCACUGGCCUCGUCAGCAUCAUCAUCUUCCAGGUUGCCACUACGAUCACCAGCUGGCAAUACGCCCAGACCGAAAGCAAGGCCACCGCCUACCUUACCAUUGUCUGGAUGUUCCUGUUUCAGAUCUGCUCCGCCUCCUUCAUAGCCACUAUGCACAACCUGUACCCCGUCGAGAUCAUCUCGCUGCCUCUGCGUGCUAAGGGUAUGGGUCUCUACGCUAUGUUCCAAGGCGCCGCGGGUGUGGUCAACACGUACGCCAUCUCGCUCGGCAUCGUCAAGCUAGGAUACAAGAUUUGGGCCGUGUACAUCGCGUACAACUUUAUCCAGCUCAUUGCUAGUUAUUUCAUCUUCCCUGAGACGAGCAAGCUAAGUCUGGAGGAAAUCGAUCGAGUUUUUGAGACUAAAGGCACGGAUCCCGUCAAGCUGAGUUUGAAGAUUUCAAAGGCCAAGAAGGAGAAGGCCAAGGUCGACAGAGAGACGGAAAGGAGUGAAUUAUAGUCGUGAGUGGUCAUGUGGUUUAAGAUUUUUAAUUGGUGGCGUCAUGAUCUUUUGCAACUUGCCUGGAUUAUGAACCAUUGUAAACUAUUCUGGAAUGGGAAAAUCUUCUAUCGAUGAAUUGUAAUCCAG
Molecule: messenger RNA, 2252 nt
Organism: Pseudomassariella vexata
Lineage: Eukaryota; Fungi; Ascomycota; Sordariomycetes; Amphisphaeriales; Pseudomassariaceae
Product: sugar transporter
Exons: 2
Coding region: 492-2123 (543 amino acids)
Biological process (GO): carbohydrate transport; transmembrane transport
Cellular component (GO): membrane
Molecular function (GO): carbohydrate:proton symporter activity
Source: RefSeq, a predicted model, not a curated record